Molecule: messenger RNA, 2567 nt
Organism: Lepisosteus oculatus (spotted gar)
Lineage: Eukaryota; Metazoa; Chordata; Actinopteri; Semionotiformes; Lepisosteidae
Source: RefSeq, a predicted model, not a curated record
GGGUAUGUAUACAUUUUGCAUUUAAAAUUUGAAAGCUAAUUUGGUUUAUGUUUGUCUUGGUAAUGAGAAUCAGGUUUUUAAAAAUGGCUUCUGGUCAUGUCUGCAGAGCUGUGGCAGAAGAGUUGUGUGUGCUCAAGGUGUCUGAAGUGAAUUUAAGAUCAGGUUCGGAAAUGCUUACAAUAUGCAAUGACUUAUUAUACAUUUGACUACAGAUUCCAAAAUAGGAUGUAAUAUAACACCAAACAUAUGUGGGUGUGUUUUUAAAUAUCUCUAAAAUGGUCAUUUGUACUAUAUGCUCAGAAAACUACUUCCCCUGCUAAAAUGAUUGACUUUAUGGAGAUAACGACAGCCUGGCUAAUCUGUUUUGAUUUCAAGAAGUUUCAUUGUGCUGAAGUAUGGGCUGCAUUGCCAGCCACUUACCAGCUCCUCACAAGAGGAAAUCACUUCCUUCCUUGUUGCCUGAUCCCUGUGAUGUAGAAGUCCGCCGAACAAUAUAGAGGCCAGCUGGGUCCCGAGACCCAGUGAGAUAUACUGCCGGCCUUCUGCGCUCCUCUACAUUAGUCUGUUUUUGAACAAGUGUUGUCGUUAAGAGCAGAAAUCAUGGUUCCGGAAACUGCCUUGUCUAAAAACCAAACUAACACUCAUACCACUGUAACACCCUCCAUAGCUUUUAACACAACCACUACUGCUGCCCCUGACAUCAUUACCCAGUGGCUCAACAAGAUCCCAUUGCCGAGAUGGGCCAUUUAUGCAAUAGCAGCACUGAUUGCUCUCGUCUUUGUGAUCUGCCUCCUGUGCAUUUGCGUAAAGUGCUGCUGCAGAGGGAAGAGGAGGAAGAGGAAGAAGGAGAAGGACGAGCAGAUCAGCUUGAAGAGUGUCAGCGGAGCCACCACAGCCGCACUGGUGCAGCCGGAUGUGGAUGAUAUAGACUACGGUUCAGCAGAAAAACCAAAGGGAAGACUGCUGUAUUCUCUGGAAUACAAUACACAGAGCACAGAGCUCACUGUAGGUGUGAAGGAGGCAGCAGAGCUAAAAGCCAUGGACCUUGGUGGUACGUCUGACCCCUAUGUCAAACUCUACCUGCUUCCCAAUAAGUCAAAGGUAUACGAGACCAAAGUGUUCAGGAAAACUCUCAACCCGGUCUUCAACGAGCAGUUCAAAUUCCAGGUACCUCAUUCUGAGCUCAAUGAAUCGACGCUGGUAAUGCAAGUUUACGACUUCAACAGAUUUUCUAAACAUGACAUCAUUGGGGAGCUGAGACUGCAGCUCAGCACUGUUGACUGGAAUCAUGUGAUUGAAGAAUGGAAAGACUUAAAUGAGGCAUCCAAAUUUGAGCAAGAAAACCUUGGCGAUAUCUGCUUCUCUUUGCGCUAUGUUCCUACUUCCAGCAAACUGACCGUUAUCAUUCUGGAGGCUAAGAACCUGAAAAAAAUGGACACAGGAGGUUUAUCAGAUCCCUAUGUUAAGGUGCAGUUAAUUUUGGACAAGAAGAAGUGGAAGAAAAAGAAAACAACACUGAAAAAGCAAACAUUAAACCCAUACUUCAAUGAAUCUUUCACCUUUGAAGUGUCAUUUAAUCAAAUACAAAAAGUUCAGUUGGUGAUCUCUGUGUGGGACCAUGACAAGAUGACUAAAAAUGAAGCAAUUGGCAAGAUUUUCCUAGGCUGUGAUGCCACAGGAAACCAGCUUCGCCACUGGGCAGACAUGCUGUCUAACCCUCGGAGACCAGUAGCCCAGUGGCACUCCUUGCAGUCCGCAGAGCAAGUUGAUUCUACCUUGGCAUUGAAGCACACCUUGAAAAUACCAUUUGCAAACAAAAACUUUUAAAGACGGUAGUAGUUCAGGUGGGGAGCUGCGUCAGCAUGCGUAGGCUGCAAAGGAACAAGUAAUAGGUUUAUUCCAUGCUGAAAAAAAGAAGAAAGAGAACACACUUUUAAAGACUUGUAGUAUAUUCAAUGGUUUAAGCACAUUGUGCCAUAACAGAUGUCUGUAGGUUUCACUUAUAUUAUUGCUGUCAACAUUACGGCAAAGAAGCACAUGUUACAAACAAAAUAAUAUACAGUCUGUCUGUCAGCAAGGUGCACAACUGAUUCAAGAGAGCACUUGUCCUGUAAUGUGCUCUUAAUUUAUCUUAACUUUACCAAAGGUGACUGACAGAAGGAUUCCUAUGUUGCUAUCAUAAAUGAGCACUUUUAAUCUUAAGUUCCUUAUUAGUUUUUUAGUUCCGUUCAUAAUAUACUUUUUAAUUUAAAUUCAAACUGUAGUUUGUGUUAUGUGUACACACCCUUAACUUUCUUCAGUAUAGAACAUUUCAAGGUGAGAUAAAACCCAGUACUUGACUAAACAGAGGUAUAGAGAAUCUUUAAAAAUAUUCACUUUGUUGGAUGGUAAUUUCUGUUUGCAAUGUCAAUAGUACACAUACUGUAUGGAAAGGCACUUGCACUAUUACACUAAGAGGGUGUCAGGGGUAAUUAUGUUGAAUGCAAAGGUUAAUAUAUUUCAUAUUCAUUUGCCAUCGAUUGUAGAUUCUCACAACAGAGCCUGUUAAUAAAAUCUAUGCAACAAAA